UGUUAAUUCCUUUCCUACCUGUUCAUUCUCAAUCUUUUCUUUGUUCAACAUUAUACUACUUGCCAUUAGUAAGUAGUAUGAUUUUUAUAUGUUAAUUUAUUACAAUGACAUUUGCUUACAACUGCAGUUAAAUUACUUGUUCUAUUAUCAUUCUAUUAAUGUAUAGUUCUUAUUUUUCUUCUCCUUAAACAUUACUUGCUGCAUUUACCCUAUAGUGUAUGCUUUACCAGUGAAAGUUGUUUGUUCAUAUUUGUUUAUUCUUUGCUUGGCAUUCGCGGGCCGUUUGAACCGACACGUGGAUCGACCUUGACACAGCAUUGCUGUUUUUACUUAUUGACUGCACAGUGGUUGUGCAUUUGACGGCAUUUAGCCACAGACACCUCACAUUUUGAGGUUUGUAUAUUAUAUAUCUAUUUUUAUGUAAUAAAGUACCGUAUUGCAGAAUAUCCUGUAUUUUGGACUUUACGCGUCACUCUACGUGUGGUUAAAUCUAUAGUUUGGAUUAUCGUUUCGGAUUUCUUUCGGGAGAAAUUCACAGUACUCAAAAUUGGUCUUGUUGAUCUAUUUGGACGAUUAUCAAUGCCGGUUACUCGUAAUAUGUCUGGAAAACUGGAAAACGCUGAAGAAUAUCUUCGAGUCAAUUUAUCUUCACCGCAAGUUUCUUCUUUACCUGUUUCCUUAUCUGUUUCUGAUAAUUUUAAACACACCCCUCAUGUCAGCCCAGGUUUUGAUAAUAUUGCUAUGGGAGGUAGUGUAGUAGUAGACUCCGAUGUUGAUUCGGAUGUGGCUACCGAAUUAGAGAUCCUAGAGCUUAAGGUUCAAGAGCUUAGACUUCGCAGCAAACAACGAAAAUUGAAGAGCGAGCGCUCUCAACAAGUCAAGACUGCAGCCAGCUGCGUUCGAUCUUGCGCCAAUCCCUCGGAAAGCCAACUCCUAGACGGUAGCACCAUGUAUUGUACAGCACGACUAUCAGGGUCAAAUUGUACUGCCACUCCAGUCCAACCACUCCUGAACUCAGUUAGCCCCAUUAGAAUGCCUCAAAUUGAGAUGGAUAAGUUCGAUGGUACACCGACUAAGUUCUUGAAGUUUAUAAGAUGCUUUAACAUGUUCAUAGGAGAACAAACUAAUGAUGACAACCUACGGUUAAUGCAUCUUAUACACAAUUGUGUUGGUAUAGCCAAGGAGGCCAUAGAGCAUUGCAUUCUACUGCCCUCUGAGGUAGGCUAUAGGAAAGCCAUGGGGAUUUUACGAAGUCAAUUUGGCCAACCUCAUGCAGUUUCAGAUGCCUUCCUCUCCGAAUUACUGUCAGGCCCACAGCUGCAACCUGAAGAUAUAGUUGGGCUACAACGGUUGUUGAGACAGAUGACCAAUUGUGAGAUAGCCUUAUCUCAGAUGAAUCACAUGGCAGACUUGGACUGCUCUACCAACCUUAAGUGCAUUGUUCAACGUCUCCCUCGGCACCUACGAUGGAAGUGGGCAGAAUUGGUAAACGAUGGUUUACAGUUUGCUGAACCUAGCUUUCGUUACCUCAAAGAAUUCCUCGAAAGGCAACUGUCCUUGGCUACAAGCUGUUACGGCCAGAUAGCUAAUGGGAAUAGGAACAACAACGAAGUAGGGUCCAACGAUAAAAUGUCCAGAGCUAUGCCUUCGCACAGUGUUAAUGUCGUGAAGUCACGAGCCCAGAAGUCGUGUAUAGUUUGCUUCACAGAUCACGACUUAUGGGAAUGUCAACGCUUUUUGUCGAUGAGUCACAAAGAGAGACUAGCAGUGUCAAUGCGGCAUAAGGUGUGCUUCAACUGUUUGAAACGUAAUCACCGAGCUGACACUUGUCGUGCAGCAAGAGGUUGCGAUAUAGUAGGAUGCACUAGACUUCAUCAUAAACUUCUACACAAUGAAGAUAAUUCAGCAUGCAAGACUGUCAACUACUCUAGCACGGAAUCCGGAACUUCCUUUUUAGGAUAUGUGCCGAUUCGUAUCUUAGGUCCUAAAGGAUUUCUAGAUACCUAUGCCUUUCUUGACAAUGGUUCAGAUGCUACACUAUUGCUGAGUCAUGUUGCCCGCCAAAUAGGACUGGAAGGGGUUAAUACAUUGAUGCAGGUAACAUCUUUCUGUGGAACUACUUCUCAGAAUUCAUCUAAGGUUGAUUUCGAAGUUGAAUCCUUAACGGGAGAUUACAAGACGAGGGUCAAGAGUGCCUUUACCGUGGAAAGCUUACCUGUAAAGAGACCUAAGACUCCUUCAAACGAACAGAUGAAAAAAUGGCCUCACCUGGCAGAAAUUCCCUUUCUAGACGUCGAAUGUAAACAGGUCAGUCUACUAAUUGGGACUAAUGUACCUGAAGCACACUGGGUGCUGGAGCAGCGUAUAGGGAAAUCCAACCAACCGUUUGCAUCUUUGUCAGUUUUUGGUUGGUAUUUAUUGGGUUCAGGAGACGAAUAUAAAGAAGCAACCUCUAUCUUCUGCUUAGAGGAAAGUGAAUCAGUAGAGAACAAGCCUUUGCGAAUGAUUGAAGCUGAAUUUCAGGACAAGCACUCAUGCGAAAGGUCCAGUUCUGAAAUAGAUAAAGGGGUUCUGAAGGCAACCGAUAGGGAGAUAAGAUUGCGGAACGGACAUUAUGAAGUUCCAUUGACUUGGAAAGAGGACUGGCGUAGAUUACCGCCUAAUAAGUUUGAGGCAGAACGCAGGCUGGACAGUCUUCAGAAGAGACUAAAAAAGGACGAAAGCCUAUUGAAGUCCUACAAUCAAAUACUAACAGACCAUGAGUUGAAGGGUUAUAUUAGUCGCGUUCCUGACGACUUCUCCAAGAAACGUAGAGUUAUCCCUCACCACCCAGUUAUGAAUCCCCGCAAGCCUGGUAAAAUUAGAGUGGUUUUCGAUUGUGCCUUUAAAUGUAAGGGAAUAUCCUUGAACGAUUGUCCGUAUUCGGGACCUGAUCUGAUGAAUGACUUGGCUGGGGUACUAUUGAGAUUUAAAAAACAUCGGAUAGCCUUGUCAGCAGAUAUUGAGGAGAUGUUUCUUCAGGUUCACUUACCUGUCAAGGAUAAAAGUGCCUUUAGUUUCUUAUGGUAUUCUGAGGGUAGACUGGACUUACCACCGAGCCUGUAUGAAUUAAACGUACAUCCCUUCGGUGCUACCUCAUCACCUUUUUGUGCAGCCUAUGCUUUAAAACGAGGCACAAGACGAUGGAAACAAGGGCAACUCCUCGCUGAUACGUUUUGGAGACGGUGGAAGCGGGAGUACUUGACGACCUUACAAUCGCGUUCGACGACAUCGAAACUUACAAGUGGGAGACCUAGUACUAGUGGCUGCGGAGCCUUCACCUCGCAAUCGUUGGUCAAUGGGAAUAAUUACAGGUGUUACGGCAAGCUGCGAUGAGUAUAUCAGAAAAGUGGAUAUCAAGACACCGAGGGGUAUAGUCAACCGAGAUGUGCGUAGGGUUUGCCUACUAGAAGGUAUUGAGGAGAGAUAAGCACUUUGUAGGAUAUAUAGCUGGAUAGUGGAUACAGAUGUGGCGAGAGUAAAUUGUACCAUUUCUGUGUCUUACUAGCAGGUAGAGUAGGGAAAACCAGGCUGGUUUUGAGGGGGCGGUGUUAAUUCCUUUCCUACCUGUUCAUUCUCAAUCUUUUCUUUGUUCAACAUUAUACUACUUGCCAUUAGUAAGUAGUAUGAUUUUAUAUGUUAAUUUAUUACAAUGACAUUUGCUUACAACUGCAGUUAAAUUACUUGUUCUAUUAUCAUUCUAUUAAUGUAUAGUUCUUAUUUUUCUUCUCCUUAAACAUUACUUGCUGCAUUUACCCUAUAGUGUAUGCUUUACCAGUGAAAGUUGUUUGUUCAUAUUUGUUUAUUCUUUGCUUGGCAUUCGCGGGCCGUUUGAACCGACACGUGGAUCGACCUUGACACAGCAUUGCUGUUUUUACUUAUUGACUGCAUAGUGGUUGUGCAUUUGACGGCAUUUAGCCACAGACACCUCACAUUUUGAGGUUUGUAUAUUAUAUAUCUAUUUUUAUGUAAUAAAGUACCGUAUUGCAG
Trichobilharzia regenti is the source of this 4029-nucleotide messenger RNA. The record is from the annotation of a GenBank genome assembly. Lineage: Eukaryota; Metazoa; Platyhelminthes; Trematoda; Strigeidida; Schistosomatidae.